This is a messenger RNA of Phytophthora nicotianae INRA-310, 621 nucleotides long. RefSeq lists its product as hypothetical. Bases 1 to 498 code for a protein of 165 amino acids. Lineage: Eukaryota; Oomycota; Peronosporomycetes; Peronosporales; Peronosporaceae. The record is from RefSeq and is a predicted model, not a curated record. The transcript has a single exon.
AUGCGCCUGAUCUCCUUCCUUCUCGUCGCUGCAGCUGCAUUGUUUACUGACUGCAACGGUGUCCCAACUGCAAGUCUGACCAAACUAUCGGGUAAUGCCGUGCAACCGAUAAACGUGGCUUCGGAGAAGAGUGUGAAGUCCUUGCGAAGCGAGAGUCGGAAAUCUACCGACAUCGAAAACUCCGAAGAUGAAGAGAGAGUUAUCAAGGUUGGUCUUGUUGACGACGCGGUAAAGAAACUCGGUGGAGCCGACGACGCCGCGAAGAAACUACUUGUUAACGACAAUGUUGUGGCUGAGAGAUUGGCCGCUGAGGCUAAAGCUAUCGACGACCUCGUUGAUUGGUGGACGACACUCAAGUUGACACCCAAACAAAUUAAAAGUACAGUCACCAAAUCACCGGUCAGAGAUAAGGCACUCAAGCAGUACCUUGCGCAGAUUAUGAGAGAGAAGUACGCACUGAACCCACGCGUAAGGACGAAAACGAUUGCCAGGCCCUAAGUGACUCCGAUCGGAAAGCCACGACGAUCGUUGGCUGGUGGUCUUGGCACAACUUUGAGAAGCACUAUGUCUGAAACGACACCCAUAUUCGAUAAAUUGAUAGCCCUCCGCUCUAAUACCGAC